This is a messenger RNA of Stegostoma tigrinum, 9085 nucleotides long. RefSeq names its product phosphoinositide-3-kinase, regulatory subunit 3b (gamma) (gene pik3r3b). Lineage: Eukaryota; Metazoa; Chordata; Chondrichthyes; Orectolobiformes; Stegostomatidae. The transcript is spliced from 16 exons. Gene Ontology annotation, biological process: phosphatidylinositol phosphate biosynthetic process; insulin receptor signaling pathway. The record is from RefSeq and is a predicted model, not a curated record. Bases 643 to 2841 code for a protein of 732 amino acids. Gene Ontology annotation, molecular function: protein binding; 1-phosphatidylinositol-3-kinase regulator activity. Gene Ontology annotation, cellular component: phosphatidylinositol 3-kinase complex.
AUCUGCACAUAAUCUGCAAUGCCAUGACCGACUUUCACUUGCAAUUUAUCAUAGACGGGAGGUGUGGUCACAUACGUCACACUAUAAAGAAUAAAGAUCUGACUGGGGGCAAGUGACUGCAAUGAACAGUCCAGAGUGCGCAGUCCGGGAGUCCUCAGCAGAUGUACAUCUGAAAUAAAGCGUCUGCAAUUUCACCAAAUCAUGCAGAGAGAAGGCGCGUGCCCCUCAGCAAACAGUGUGGGCAGACCUGUUCCCUGAAUCCUCUGUAGCAGGCGUGGGCAUCUUACCGAGGAAUCGCCUCGCAUUUCGAGAGUUCGGUUGCAAGGCAGAAGGACUUGAGCUGAGAACGUCCAGCGGAUUCCGCUUGACUCGGGUUUGACUGAGGCAAAGGGGAGGGAGGGGAAAAAAAAACAAAUAAGCAAGUAGCAGAUGUUGUAAAGUUUAACGGUGGCACACAACUUGGGCCCCGAGCAGCAUUGGAGCGAAUGGAGACUGCAGCAAGUGGAAAAGCUGGCGUUUCAGCCUGCUGGAGAAAUUAACCAGCCUAGAGACUGACCUUGAAUUCUCAGGAACCCGCAAGCUUUAAAUCCACAGCCCACGCCCCUUUUUAAACUAAAAUCAAAUUCCUGGAAUAGACGAGCAAUGUGUACCGAGGGUUUCCAAUACCGAGCUCUGUUUGAAUACAAGAAGGAGAGAGAAGAAGAUAUCAAUUUAUUGCCGGGGGACGUUCUGACCGUGAGCAAGUCAGUGCUGUUAACGGCCAGUUAUCAAGAGGGGGACGAGAAGAACCCCAAAGGGUGGCUAAAUGGUAUUAACGAAAGAAACAAAGACAAGGGUGACUUCCCUGGAACCUAUGUUGAGUUUGUGGGGCCGGUUCGCAUUGUGCCUCCGACUCCCAAAGCGAGACCAAGACCUGUCCCUCCCACACCUGGCGGUGCUGCGGCGGCCAGCCCAGCUCUCACUUCUGUUCCCUCGGGGCAGGAGCUAACUGAACUGUUAACUUUGCCGGAUCAAGCACCACAGAUUGUGAUGAAGCUGAUUGAAGCCUUGGAGAAGAAAGGUGCAGAAAGUGAUGCCCUCUAUAGGCCUCCUCCUGGCUCACCAAGUGGUUUGGAACUCAAGGAAGCACUCGAAACUGAUAUGGCAGCUGUUGAUAUCGAUCAGUAUGACAUCCACAUCAUUGCAGGUGCACUGAAGCAUUACUUAAGAGAGUUGCCUUCACCUGUGAUUCCACCAGCUAUUUACAGUGAGCUAGUCUACACUGCCCAAGAAAUCCAGAACCUCGAUGAGUGUGUCCAACAAAUCAGAAGAAUUGUGGAAUCUCCCAGCCUGCCCCAGCAACACUGCCUUGUUCUGAGAUAUCUGGUGAAGCACUUCUGUAAAGUGUGUCAGAGUGAAGCUGCAAACAAUCUCACCCCAAGGCUACUUGGUGAAGCCUUCAGUGAUGUCUUCUUCAGGCAUUCAUUAUCAAGUGCUGAUGUGAAUCCAGAACACCACAUUAAGAUCAUUGAGGCACUUAUUAUGACUGGAGGCUUGGCUGAAAUGCAAGCUGCACCAGCUCUUCCUCCGAAGCCGCCUAAACCCAUGACAUCAAUAACUGCCAAUGGAAUGAAAGAUAGUGGAAGCAUCUCUCUACAGGAUGCUGAAUGGUACUGGGGAGAUAUCUCUAGGGAAGAAGUGAAUGACAAGUUGCGAGACAUGCCAGAUGGCACGUUCCUCGUGCGGGAUGCUUCUACUAAGAUGCAGGGAGAUUAUACUUUGACCCUCAGGAAAGGAGGCAAUAACAAGCUAAUCAAAAUAUACCAUCGAGAUGGAAAAUAUGGCUUCUCUGACCCACUCACUUUCAGUUCUGUGGUGGAACUUAUUAACCAUUACAGGCAUGAGUCCCUUGCCCAGUACAACCCAAAAUUGGAUGUAAAAUUAAUGUAUCCAGUCUCUAAGUUCCAGCAGGAUCAAGUGGUGAAAGAAGACAAUAUUGAUGCUGUUGGCAAAAAACUACAGGAAUACCAUAACCAAUAUCAGGAUAAGAGUAAAGAAUAUGAUCGGCUUUAUGAAGAAUACACACGGACAUCGCAGGAAAUACAAAUGAAGAGAACUGCAAUUGAAGCUUUUAAUGAAACAAUAAAAAUAUUUGAAGAGCAGUGUCACACUCAAGAACGUUACAGCAAAGAAUACAUUGAGAGAUUUCGGAGGGAAGGGAAUGAGAAGGAAAUAGAACGGAUAAUGAUGAACUAUGAAAAACUGAAGUCUCGUCUUGGAGAGAUCCACGACAGCAAGAUACGCCUGGAGCAGGAUCUGAAAAAACAAGCGUCUGAUAACCGGGAAAUUGACAAGAAAAUGAACAGCAUUAAGCCUGACCUAAUUCAACUACGUAAAAUUAGGGAUCAGUACCUGGUAUGGCUCAAUCACAAAGGAGUGCGUCAAAAGCGAAUAAAUGACUGGCUUGGAAUCAAAAAUGAAAAUGUAGAUGACACAUACUUUAUCACUGAAGAAGAUGAAAACCUUCCUCACUACGAUGAAAAGACCUGGUUUGUAGGAGCUAUUAAUCGAACACAAGCUGAAGAUUUACUGCGAGGAAAGUCAGAUGGUGCCUUCCUAAUCAGGGAAAGCAGUAAAAAGGGCUGCUAUGCCUGCUCUGUGGUCGCUGACGGAGAAGUGAAGCACUGCGUCAUUUACAGCACGCCAAGGGGUUAUGGAUUUGCCGAACCAUACAACUUGUACAGCACUCUUAAAGACCUGGUGCUGCAUUACCAACAAACUUCACUGGUCCAGCACAAUGACUCUCUGAAUGUGAGACUGGCUUACCCCGUCUACAGCCAGCUGCCCUCUCUGCGUAGAUGAAUGUUUGAGUUGGCAAUGACAGAUUACAGAACACUGAGGGCAUUGUACUUGGCUGCUUUUGCACAGUGAGUACAGAAUAUGAACAGGACAGGGGCGUACUCAAGAGUUCAGGUGACCUGGUGCUACCUAAACUCCAACUGUGACUUUGUUUUUUGCUUUUAUUUCAGUCACAGAGAAACACAAAAAUAAACUGGAAAUGUAUCUUUUUCUUUGGUUUUUGUUUUGAUGUCAUUCGUGUGGAGCUGAAACUUAAGUCCAAACAGUCUGGUGCUGACGGCUCUAGGCUACUUAUCAUGAGAAUUUAAAAAUCUCCAACUUUUAGACGUUCUUUUUCAUGGAGCAGACAUUGAGAACUCUAGUCUUAACUUCAGAUCUCUACAACAUCUAGUGCAACUCUGAUGAGAGCACCCAUGUAUGGAGAAGACCUCUUUGCAUUUUUAGUUUAGUCGAUGUAUCCUUCUUGAACUAGACUAUGUUAUCUGAAUUCUUUCACUUGUCGGAGGACACUGAACUCUGUGUGAAAGAAGACCAAAGGCAUUCAGGAGAGCUUCUGACAAAAAAAAGUUUAAAACUGGCAAAAUUUGAAAACAAAAAGUUGCACAAGGGUCGUUUUCAAUGUACUGGAGUACAAAUUGAAAAAAAAGAAAUACAAAUAAAGAACAUUUUAUGGCUUCUGUGACUCUGGAGCUCUUCACAAAACUAAAAUGAAUAGACCAGGGCAUCUUUGAAUGUUGGUUUUAGCGUUUAAAUGUUCAGUCAGAUGUCUGCAGCCGCACAUAUUUACACCAAAACUUGUGCUUUUAAAAAACAAAAACAUUAUGCAUAAUGUUAUUAACGUAGAACUGAAUUUUUGCAAUUUUACUUGAACCAGUCAUAUUUAACCCAGAAGGUGAGCAUCAAUACAUUGUUCUAAUGGAUAAGUAAUUUAAAGCUAUUUAGAUUUAGGAUAAGGGGGAAAGAAACAGAAUAAUCUUGUUUUACUGUUCAUUCUUCUGGAUGGCAGAGAAAGAUCUUGUAGUCUGAAGAACCGAUGGGGAUUUGGCUGAGAGAGGAUGAAUUGGUGGUUGCUACCUAUUCCCAUUCCUGUAUAAAACGAAAACCCAUUAACUUAACCUUUCAUAAUUUUUUUUUAAACAAGCUGAUUCAACAUGACUUCUAUUGUGUUGCCAGUUUAUUUUUGGAUGUUGUGAUGAUCAUAGUUGGAUCUUAUGUGAAUAGCUUAAUUAUGAAUAGAGUAAGAAAUUUCUUUCAGAAUCCAUUGAGCAUGUUUCCUGGUAUGUCAGACCUUAAGAACAUGGCUCAUCCAGGAAAAAAGAGCCCCAUGAUGCACCGGGCAUGUUUUUUGUGCAAUUCAAAAGAAAUUUUACAGAUGUUUAUGUAGGAAACAUAAAAGAUGGCAGCUAAUUUUGGCAAUACUAAUCUCACUUCAUUAAAUUUGAUUUUGUUUUAAAUACUUUUUUCCAAAUCUGGAGUAAUGUGUUUUCAUAAUGUUAAGUGUGCAAAGUGAUUUGUCAUCUUUUCUUCUGCUAACUACUUACAAAGCCCAGUACUGAUUAGUUCUGCUUUCUAAUAAGCACAGCAUGGUGUGCUCUGUGCCUUUUUUUCCACUUCCCUUGGAGCAGUGGUCCAUUUUACUAGCUUUUGCCACUGUUCAAAUUUCUCUGCCCUUUUAUUGUUCCAUAUAUGCAAAGAGUAAUGGACUCUGUGAAGAAUGCAGUUCAAGUGAACAGGAUGUAUUCUGUGUUUCUAUUUCUAUACCCAGGAAAUUUAGGAUUUUAAAAAGUAUGGUCUGUUUAAAAAGUUAUGUUUUUUGUGCCAUCCAGAUGCAGUUGAGUUUAGAAGUAUGUCGCGGUUAUGAUAUUACUGCAGACAUCUGAUGUAAUGUAUGCUAACUUUGUACUAGACAAAUGUAAGUCCAUCCCAAGGUCUUGAGGGCAGCUGGAGUUAAAUGUUGCCAUUGGGCUUUGUGAGGGUCCCUGUUCAACUGCAGAUCACAGGGAAAAUUGAAACACCUUUUUAAUUCUUCACUGUGCACAAGUUGGUGCUGGUGCUUCUCCACUGCUAUUAUUGGUGCAGCUGUAUCUGUGGCCCACUCACUAAAAGCUCUUUUGUCCGUACUUGAGCAGUCCUAUUUUGUUGAUGAAUGGUUUUUUUUGUACUAGUGAAGUGAAUCAGACCCUGGAAUGGAGUUGAACAUUGUAUGUUUCCUGCACCCACAGGAAGUGGGUGGUGAGGGGAGAGGUGGAUGGGUAAGCAUACUGAAAAGGAUUGAAAUGCAAAUACUGGAAGCACUGGAAAGGAUUCCGAAGAAAACUUGAGUGUUUCUGCCAAUAUUUAGAAGAACUUUUUUUAGGAAAAGUACUUUAACCUUCCCCAAGAGCCUUGUUUUAUUUAAAUACUAAGGCUGGGUAUUUAGGUCAAACUUUUAUUAAAUGUUUAAUAUUCAAGUACAAAAUGUGCCCUAUUUGGGAAGUUGUAAGACUAUUGAUUCUUCAUAGCAUUGCUAUGGAUGUUACCUUGUAGUCUAAUCCCCUUCUUUGAAAGUUCUCCCCUGCCAGCCUUUGGCCCAACACCCCUGCAUUGUACCACCAAUGAACCUUGUGCCAAGUCUUUUUGUGGCUAUAAAUUUUAUCAAACAGAAGAUACAGCCCAUUACCACAUUUACUAGUGAGUGCCAUUCUGCUCUGUCGUGGAACAUACAGCUGCUGAUCCCUGAAUGCAUAAGCGACUUAUAUAUCUGAAACACUUCAUGGUGGUGUAACACUUCCAUUAGAUGCCUGAGAGGAGUAAGUGAAAUAAUAGAAAAAGGCAAACCUCCUCAUUAACUGUACUUUGGAGUCUGGCAAUGCGAGCAUUAUUCUGCACACUGUCCUGCCCUUGCAGCUAAAAUUCAGCUGAAAGACUUAAACUGUGAGGAAGAAAUGUGGCUAGGGAGAGGGGAAUAGCUUUGAGUUUAAAAAUUCAGUUUAAUAGGUUUCUUUUUGUGAAGUAAAUUGGUUGCAUACUGACCUCUAUACACUUAAAUUUUGUCUGCUGUUUAAGUGGGGUGAAUUAGAAGAGUUGAACUGAACUUUUUUUUAUUAUUCAUUCAUGGGAUGAGGACAUCACUGGCCAGGCCAGCAUUAAUUGCCCGUCCCUAAUUGCCCAGGGGGCAGUUAAGAGUCAACUACAUUUCUGUGGGCCUGGAGUCAAAUGUCGGCUAAACCAGGUAGAGAUGCAGUUUCCUUCCCUAAAGGACAUUGGUGAACCAGAUGGGUUUUUCCAACAAUUGGCAGUGGAUUUGUGUUCGUUAUUUAAAUCAACAGUUUUGAACCUGAUGCUUCAGGUCAGCAUUUUUUUUUAUUAUUUAACUAAAUUUAAUUUUCAAAUGUAGCUAUCAAUUAAAGAUUAUUUCAAUUUUGAGUGAAAUGCUGAAGUGUCUCAGACUGGAGUUGGUGAAUACUUUUUUUUAAUCCUGUCUGCCCUUUCCUCAUUUUCCCCCAUAACGUGAUCUGACCUCUCAGUGAAAGAACAGGUCAGUUUCUUUAGUGAUUUUUGUGGCUGUAGUUUAUAGCAUUUGUGGAGGCAACAAGAGGAGUGUAUGUGAAAUAGGAUGCUUGUCAGCACUACAUCUCCAUACAAUUUGCAUUGUUGUGAUUAUUUUUGAGCAAAGAGAAGUCUUGCACCUGACAGCUUAGUGCAGGAGAAUCUUUUGCAAGAUAUCUUGAAUCUAUUUAUAAAUGAUGUUUGUAAUUGAUUACCGUAUUUUUUUUUAAGAACUGGAAUAUCCUGGUGAUUCAGUCCUGGCUGGGAUUAAAGUUCUAACUUGAUGAAAUUUCUCCUGUAUUAACCUGAGUGGGGUUGGGAUUGGAAGUAGAGCUGUAAUCAAACCCUUUGUUUUGAAUUAUUAUUUUACUUGAAACGUCCAAGGAGAUUCAUCACUGCAACAAACAUUUAUGAAGUUCCCAUUCAGUUCCUUGACACAUUGUAAUUUACCUGUGUGCAGUUGAAAUUGCCUUGAGUUUAGAUUUUUCCAGAACUGUUGAGAAUUGUUCAAUUUGUGGUGUUAUUUGUAGCAGUAUGGUCUGGGGAAAAAAAAGUCUAUUCAUCCACAGAUUGGGUUUUUCAGCUUUGUUUUAAAAAUUGUUUUCUUUAUAAAGGGAUUUUUCCAGCUCUAACACCAUACGCUGAAUAACACAAUACUUCUUUAAUUAAAAACAAAAGGGGAAGAAACCAAUAUUUCACACUCUUACUUCUGGGAUCUUGGUUUGAAAAUGGUGUCAUUGUUGAGUAAGCAUUCCUCUGUCUGUAAAGGCCCUCAGUAAAAUGAUGCUUAAUGAUUAGUACCUAAAGAUCAGAGGACUGCAAUAUAUAAUUGACUGCUAGCUGACACUAAAUUGAUUUAUAACUUGGGCCUUGGAGAUAGCUGUGGUAACUGGUAAAUGAGAUAAAGUAAAAUUUCAAACUACUAUGUAGGAAAUUGAUGACAAACAAAUAUGAUGGCAGAACAAAGAAGCUCUAUUCCUCGCCUGGCUUAGGACUGCUUGUUGCUGACAGGAACAGCAUGGGAAGUGGUCUUCAUUCUCUAUUGGUGUCCGUCCUCUUGAUGAGUUCAAAAAGUAUAAUUGUAAAAAAGAAAGUUACAAGCAAUCCUAUAUAACAGGUGGAGGUGCUGAGUUUUUUAAAUUUUACCGCGUACGACUAUUGCAUAUUGCAAGGCCUGAUAAUCUAAAGGGUCCUAAACAGCAUGGAAGUGAUCAGUUUGAGUCAUUACAUAAUCCAUAGCCAAUCGAGAACAGCGAUGCUGUAAUAUCUAAAGCACUAAACAAUCUUGAAAAUUUAAUUAAAAAUGAAUAAUUCUACCUGGUCAGCAGCUGGUUUUCUCACUUUCAUGAUAAGUACAUCAGGCUUCCCAAACUGAUUUUAAAUUUGAAGUAUUUAUAAAUUGGAAGUGCCUCUGAAUUCAAUUUGCUGCAGCCUUUCUAGGUUGCUAAUUCAGCAUUGAAUGUAAAAGUACUCUUAAAUUCAACAUUCAUGUCCCAUUCCAAAAUUGCACUUUCAGCUGUUAGACUCUGAACCCUGACUCCAGAUUUGUUUUUAAAUUUACAUAUUUUGCUGUAUUAUCGUCUAACUAAGCUUUUGUAGAACAUUUGUUUUUCCAACACUUGCGGAGAAAACACAUUAUCCAUAAUAAGCUGAUGACAAAUAAUCCCCAGCCUUAGUAGAAAUUCUUUAUUAUUGAGCAAUACAAAUGUUCCAAUACCACAGUCUGCAAUUGUUAACUUACUAUCCCAGACUUUUUUUAAUGCUUUUUAGUCAGUAUUCUGUUUGUACCUAGGUGUAAAGUAUGCUUUCAAGUUCUUUUCAUGAAUGCAUUUUUCUUUUACAAAGAGAAGUUCUAUCCUGAUAAUACUUGUUUUAUUUGAAUGAUUAUAUUCUUUGAUUGUUUUAAUUUUUUAUUAUAAAUUGGAUUGUUUUGGUUCUCUGCAGGACAGAAGGCUUUACAUGAUUUGUUCCAGACGGUGGGGUCAAAAAUCAUUUCUGUGCAUUUUCCUUUUUCAUUCUUUGUUUGCUCUGUAGCUCUCACAUUUGUCUCUCGGUCAUCCCUCGUGUUCUAGCUCACUCUUGCCUCUUGCUCUGUGGGGGCUAACCCUCUUUCUCACAAAAACCCUCACACCUGCCCCCCCUCCCCACACCCUGCUUGCUUGCUCUGUCUGUCUUGCUUGUUCUGUCUUUUGCUCUUCUCUUUCAAAAAAAAAUCAUGCACUUUUCAAAGACAAAAACCCAGCAUGUAACUUAAAUAUGUUGACUGUUGUAUCUGUGUAAUUCAGCUUUGUUCAGUCUGUAAAUCGUGUAGUUUAAUAUGAACUUAUGUAGCUUACAAGAAAAGGUCACAUCGUGCAUUGCAGUCAAUAGAGUAGCAUCUGCUCCCAGUCCUGGUAUAUUAUACUUUACAGAUAACUGUAUACUGCACCAGGUUGUAUCAGUUGUACAGAUCUCUGUUCCUAGUCUGCAGCUGAGACUUUUGUGACACCAGUAACUGGUCACAGCAUGUAUGGGAUUUUCUGCAUUAUAAGCAUUAAUUCUGUGUUUCACUCUCCACACAGUAACAGCUACUGUGUUCAGAAAUUUUGUGAUUUUUUUCCUUUUUGUCAAGUUGCCAUAAUUUCAUAUUCGUCUAUCUUGCGGAAUAAAAAUGUAUUUUGUUCAGAAUCAGUGUGAAGGGUUUAACUUUCAACAAAAAUAAAACCAAUACCACCUGUCA